GAGGGAGAUGUGGCAGCAGCAUGGAAUUGUGUCCAAGAUUUGGCCUGCUGAGUCUGCCGAAAAGUCCUGCAGGAUGAAGGCUCUCUCUCUCCUCUUCCUCCCUGUCCUGGGGCUGCUGGUGCAUGGCAAGUCGCUGUGUCCCGUAGACGAAGCCAUCAAUGAAAAGAUCCAGGAUGCCACCAGCUCCCAAAUUCGUGAGGCAGUGAGAAACAUUGGUCUGAACUGCCAGAGUGUCACCUCCAGGGGGGCCCUGGCCUCCUGUCCCGCAGGCUUUGCUGUCACCGGCUGCACGUGUGGCUCCGCCUGUGGCUCGUGGGACGUGCGUGCCGAGACUACCUGCCACUGCCAGUGCGCAGGCAUGGACUGGACCGGAGCGCGCUGCUGUCGUUUGCAGCCCUAAGGUUGCUUGAGCCGGGCAAGGGCCCCGGGGUGCGUGGCCAGGCCUCUGAGGGAUGGGGCUGGAAAUAA
Messenger RNA from Hipposideros armiger (great roundleaf bat), 468 nucleotides. RefSeq names its product resistin (gene RETN). Gene Ontology annotation, molecular function: hormone activity. Gene Ontology annotation, cellular component: extracellular region. The coding region runs from base 8 to 400 and encodes 130 amino acids. Lineage: Eukaryota; Metazoa; Chordata; Mammalia; Chiroptera; Hipposideridae. The record is from RefSeq and is a predicted model, not a curated record. The transcript has 4 exons.